AUGCUUACCAUCUUCUACGGCUUCGUGGUGGUUGCAGUGACGGCUGUCUCAUUCUCAGUUUACGCUCUAGCAAUGGAAGGAUGCUGGUGGCGGCUUCCUCGUCCAGUAACGCCAGCUGGGUCCCAACCUAGAAGGCAGCAUAGAUUCCAUCCUGUUCAGAGACCAUUCGCAGUAUUGACAAUACAGUACAGUAAGGGAAAAGAGAAUAAUUUAGAAGAUUGUGAAGCAGAGUGUGCUGUGUGCUUGUCGAGUUUUGAGGAGGAGGAAUACCUACAGCUGCUGCCGAACUGCAACCACUCUUUCCAUGCACCUUGCAUAGACAUGUGGCUCUACUCCCAUUCUCAGUGUCCCCUUUGUCGGGCUUCCAUCGACAGGUUAGAGCCUGACAGUGAUUCAAUCUCUACAGUAGGAUUGCUAAAUGGUGUCUAA
Molecule: messenger RNA, 429 nt
Organism: Linum tenue
Lineage: Eukaryota; Viridiplantae; Streptophyta; Magnoliopsida; Malpighiales; Linaceae
Source: the annotation of a GenBank genome assembly